AUGGAUGUCUUCCUUCUGUAUGUCUACUCAACAGCCGCAUGGCUAUCAAUUCAGAGUCUUGCUUUGAUUGCUGGUCCAAGCAUGAUCAUCACCAUGCUGCUGGAUGAGACUCGGCCUUCUACCCCAAUCGAACUCUAUCUUUGCCGAUGCUUCGGAUUCAGCCUUUUUACCAUCGCCAUCUUGAGCAUGCUGCUUACUGGCGUUAUCCCCGUGGUAUCUGAUCUCAAGGAGCCUGUGACGACAGAGGAGGAGACAAAUCCCCAGGCACCUUACGCUGUACCAACGUUGGUUGUCACCUCUAUCUUCCAGAGCGCGUGUGCCUUCUACGCGUGGACCUGGUAUGUUUCUGGUGGGCAGGGUCUCUUUGCUGUUGGUGUUGUUGGAUACGCUACUAUUGCGGCGCUUGGGCUUUGGUGCAUGCUCUUCGCUAGCAGCCACGGCAAGAUCAGUCGCCGUACAGGUGCUGACAAGAGGACGACGGGAUAUCCCUUCAAGAAUAGGUCCAAGAAGCGCCGCUUUGACUCGGAACCCUUCAGGAUCUUCCGUCCCCCGACCGAAGCUGUAUCGCAGAACGCGACACAUGCCCCGCACGCUUUUAUCCGUCCUCCACGACCAGACGGACCGGCGAAUACUUUCUUAAGUGCACCCCAAUCCACACAGCACCAGUCGCAUCCUCAUCCCGGAGAUGGUGUCGUCUCGCACUUACAACAAGGGCGAUCCCCCAAUCGCGCCGGCCUACAUCAAUCGCAGGAGUUCAACCAUGGCGUCGAUCAUGCGGCACAUAUGAGGGGGGCAUUACAUGGCACUGCUACCGGGCAGAUGGGGCCUCCCCAGUCGCUGUCGCCAAACGAGCUAGCGAUGGGAAACAACCCGCACCAAGCUCAAAAUAACGCCUUAGCAACGAUGCAGUCUCCAGGUCAACACUUUCAACCAGACCUUAUCGAACUUGAUUCGGAACCUGUUGAUCCGGCAACUUUCGCAGGCUCUGGAGAGCUGCAGGGUUUCAAAAUGGUCACGGAUCCUCCGAACCUGGAAUACUGGAGAGACAGAUUGUUCAAUGUCGACGAAAUGAUUACACUUAGCGAAGAGGAAUACCUAACAUACUUCCCCCAUGUUGACAAUGUAUACUCCCACCGCUCAACUCAGCGCUACAAGCGCAAACCCUUCGUUUCCCAUUACUGGGACUGUCGACUCAAAGGCCGACCCCCGGGGACCCCGAAAUCCGACGACCCAGAGAAGAAGAAACGCAAGCGUACGGCUAGAGAAAGGGACCUCUGCCAUGUCAAGAUCAAAGUUGUGGAAUACUUCCCAGUGUCCGAAACAUCGAACUCAACCGACCCGGUCGAACCUUUACCGAAUAACAUUUUACCGGGCAUGUAUACCUUCGCUCUGAAUGGAGAGACCCCGAUCCAGAGCGCCCAACCAUUCGGUAUGCUCCCGCCGAACACCGGUCUACCUCCAAACCACCCGGGAGUGAAUGGUGGGAGAUAUUUCACUAUACAGCGGGUGAAUGGCAAUGGCGCCAAUGGGAAAAAUGAUGGCGUGGGUGGUGGCCAUCAACAUACCCUCGAAGAAAGCGAUCGUGUCAAGAAGAGUAGUGUCCAACGAUACGCUCUGAAGGAGAAGAAGGAGAAAAGAACGAGAGCGGACCGAGUCAUGUCUCGACCAGGCCAAAAGUCGUACCAUACAAAAGCAACCGGUUUGGCCGCGGAAACUGCGAUCAAACAUUCCGCCGAGGUCAAUCUCAAGCUAUAUGGAAGCUGCUUCUGUCCCUUUGUGCAGCGGGUGUGGAUUGCUUUAGAAUUGAAAGGCAUUCCGUACCAAUACAUCGAAGUGAAUCCUUACGAGAAGCCUGCAUCGCUUUUGGAAGUCAACCCACGAGGACUUGUUCCAGCUUUGCGACAUGAUGACUGGGGAUGCUAUGAAAGCAAUGUGUUGUUGGAAUAUCUUGAGGAUUUGAAUGUAGGAGGUGCAUUGCUUCCGGCAGACGCAAAGUUGCGCGCUCAUUGCCGGUUGUGGGCGGAUCAUGUCAAUCGGCAUAUUGUGCCGAGUUUCUAUCGGGUGCUGCAAGAGCAAGACCAGCAGAAACAGAUCGAGAAGACGCAGGAGCUGCGCGAAGCGAUGGAGAAGCUGCUCGAGGUGGCGCAUCCCAAAGGGCCAUUCUUCAUGGGCCCGCAGAUGUCCCUUGUAGACGUUCAAGCGGCGCCGUGGAUUCUUCGGCUGCGGCGGGUCCUCAAACCGUAUCGGGGUUGGGCAGAUGCCGAGGAGGGAAGCAGGCUGGCGUCUUGGAUCAAUGCGAUCGAGACCGACCGGCAUGUUCAGGCGACAACUAGCACGGAUGAGCUGUACCUGGACAGCUACGAGCGAUAUGCCGAGAACCGUCCAAACACAUCCCAAGUUGCCAAUGCCAUUAAUGCAGGACGUAGCCUUCCUUAG
Penicillium bovifimosum is the source of this 2436-nucleotide messenger RNA. RefSeq names its product glutathione S-transferase family protein. Gene Ontology annotation, cellular component: cytoplasm. The record is from RefSeq and is a predicted model, not a curated record. NCBI's taxonomy places the organism in Eukaryota, Fungi, Ascomycota, Eurotiomycetes, Eurotiales, Aspergillaceae. Bases 1 to 2436 code for a protein of 811 amino acids. The transcript is spliced from 11 exons.